This is a messenger RNA of Drosophila nasuta, 2631 nucleotides long. RefSeq names its product UDP-glycosyltransferase family 317 member A1 (gene Ugt317A1). Gene Ontology annotation, molecular function: UDP-glycosyltransferase activity. The coding region runs from base 936 to 2528 and encodes 530 amino acids. The record is from RefSeq and is a predicted model, not a curated record. NCBI's taxonomy places the organism in Eukaryota, Metazoa, Arthropoda, Insecta, Diptera, Drosophilidae. The transcript has 5 exons.
AAAAAAUUAAAAGCUGACACAGUUGCUUAAUGCUUUCAUAGAAUCUUCUUGUUUGUGUCACGUUCUUGAUUUUAGCGGCGACUCGACAAUUUUUUGAGCACAUAUUAAAGCAACAGAUUUCAUUAUUAGUCAUUGACCGUUCCCAUAUGUCCAAGCUCAGCACCAACCUUGAUAUUAUGCAAAUGUUUAUGGAGACUUCGCGUGGAGACUUUAAAAAUAAAUCCAAUUAGCAAUUGCAGCUUUGAAUAAUUCCUAAGGCUGAUUGGAAAUGUGAUGAAAAGGAGCAAAGGAAACAGAAUUUAAAAAAUAUGUUUGGUAUCUGGUAAUCGACUUCAGUUUGAGAUGAAAAGUAAUUAAAAUGCUUCUGCAUAAAGAUCAAGCGGCCUUUGACUGCAUUGCAGUUCAGCUAUGCAAUGUUUAUCUGUACAUACAUCCAUACAUACAUACAAGGUAUCCCCAUACACCAUACGCAUACUAUGCAGACAGCUGCACAGAACGGAGAGCGAACUGAAACAUUCGAGUAGCGUGAGAGAGGGAGAGAUAGAGGAUCGUUGUGAGGCAUUACAAAUUUGCCUGUGUCAGUGCAAUUGUACCCCAUUCGUUUAAUGGAAUACUAUACACAUAAACACACACAUUCAUGUAUACGCAUGAGAAUGUGUUUGUGCCUAUGGAGAUUGUGUAUGCAUGUAUUCUUAUUGGCGGCAAUCUCAUGUGCCACAUAUGUUUCCAAUACUCACUUCCAGAUAGUGUAUGGAAUAACCACAGAAUUUCUGGACGCUGUCGCACUUUUCUGAUUAUUAUGUAUUUGUUUUUCUGCUUCUGAGCAAACAGUGCGCUCGGCGAACAGCAAAAGGAAAGCCGCGAAAUCAAAGCAGAAUUAUUUUCAAAUUUGUUGCAAACAUCAGAGAAUUGCAAGCACCAAGAAGUGAUUUAAUAUGCCUCCGCUGAAAGGAGCCGGUUUGCUGUGGCUGCUGUUGCUUCUGCUAUGCGGCAAUAGAUGUCGCUCCUCAGAAAUACUCGUAAUUUUUCCGCAUGCCAGCGAGAGUCAUUUUGCAGUGUUGCGCACCUUGGUUAACGAGCUGGUCGAUCGCAAGCACAAUGUAACUGUUUACGGUAGUCAUGGAUUGGGCGAACGCUUGGAAAACGUAACUGAGAUUGUUACACCAGAAUAUGACUUCUGGAGCAAAUUGCAACAGCAUGCUGCUCCCGGUGGCAACCUGGAUGAUUUGAGCCGCUUGGCGGACAGCAAGUUACGCAGUUCUUUGGCCCAUGUCGGUGCCCAAGCUAUGGAUAAUUUUCUCUCCCAGCAGCCGCUGCAGACUUUGCUGCAGCUGCCAACGGAUCAGUUUAAUUUCGAUGUUAUUAUCGUGGAUCUAUUCUACACAGAGGCUCUGUUGGCACUUGGUCAGAAGCACAAUAAGCCCACCAUUGGCAUCGUUAGCACUGACUUUGGCAGUUACAUGAAUGCUGUGCAGGAAUCUUUGGUCCCAGUUGCCUGCUCACCGAUUGAUUUCGAGCAGUAUACUGCUGAUAUUGGGUUUUCAACACGUUUGGGUAACAUCCGCGAUUGUAUUGCAAGACGCAAACGUUUCCACAAGGAUCAUUAUGAGGCUCAGGAUCAAGUAAUAACCAAGUAUUUCAAAACAACAAAAACAGUUGUGGAAUUGCAAGCUCAUCACUUGUCACUUCUGCUGCUGAAUAAUCACGUGCCCCUUUUGACUCCCCGACCAUUGAUACAGCAGAUUGUGCCCGCCGGCGGUUUGCAUAUACGUGGGCCACGUGAGUUGCCCUGGAAUAUCAAACGUUUUAUUGAAGAAUCUCGACCAGGCGUUAUCUACAUCCAGCUAGGUAACGAACAGCUUUGCGGCAACCUGCCUAAACAAAAGUUGGCGACACUUUUUGAGUUUCUGGGCGCACGCAAUGAGCGUGUGAUUUGGACGUGCCACGAUGUGAAGAAACUAGAGGGUCAACCAAAGAACUUGAUGAUUCAGCACGCAGUGCCUCAGAUUGACAUCUUGGCGCAUCCUGGCGUGCGUGCCUUUAUCAUGAAUGGAGAUUUAUUGAGCCUGCAAGAGGGUAUUGUACGGCAUGUGCCGAUGCUGGGAUUGCCAAUAUUUCAGAACGAACGCAAGAAUAUGCAGUUGGCAGUGAAUUUAGGCAUUGCAUUGCAGUUGGAUUCUACGAAUAUUACCACUGCAGCACUAAACUGGGCUCUGGACGAGCUGACGACACAGCAAAAGUAUCAGUUGACCAUUCGUGAAGUGUCCAGUGAGUUCCGGGAUAGACCGCUGGGAGCAGUAGCUAGUGCCAUGUUCUGGGUGAACUAUAUGGUGCGCCACAAGAGUGGCGCUGCGUUAAGAACACGAGGUAUUGAUAUUGCCUCAAGUCAUUUGCAUCUAUUCGACUUGUUCACAUUUUAUUUUGGUGUGGCGAUUGCGUUUUGUGCACUUUUACUAGGAGGAUAUUUUGCCGUUGUUUUUGUUUUAAAAAGAAAACAAAAUGAGGCAAAGUACUCGAAAUUAAGUUAAUUUUACAUUUACAAACAAAAACUUAUUAAAGCCAAAGUGAACUAAUAAAGAAUGAAACACAUAAAUAAACGAUUGUAUCGAUUUGAAUUUGCGCCAUUAACAC